Molecule: messenger RNA, 2925 nt
Organism: Malurus melanocephalus (red-backed fairy wren)
Lineage: Eukaryota; Metazoa; Chordata; Aves; Passeriformes; Maluridae
Gene: B4GALT4
Product: beta-1,4-galactosyltransferase 4
Exons: 8
Coding region: 509-1567 (352 amino acids)
Biological process (GO): carbohydrate metabolic process
Molecular function (GO): glycosyltransferase activity
Source: RefSeq, a predicted model, not a curated record
UUCUCGGGAAACCCAAAGCAAACAAGCGCCCGAGGCCCGCCGCGCUGACAGAGCCGUGCCUGCCGCGUUUUCUCGGGAAAUCUAAAGCAAACAAGCGCCCGAGGCUCGCUGACCCGCUAUUCCCGGGAUGGCCCGGCAGCGGCCAUGGCGGGAGCGGCGCUGAGGGGACCGUGAGGGGCGAGCAUCGGAUACGUGGCUGAAACUGGGUCGUCUUGUGCAGCUCACGACUUCCCUGUGUGUGUGCGGGACACCCCUCAUGGACAUCACCGGCGGGACUUGSGGAUGUGAUCCUGCAAAUUGAAGUCGUAUUUGUGACAUUUGAAGAGCAAACAAUACUAUGGCUACAUGAAUUGCAAAACUGCAGGAAGUGUGGMAGCCCUCCCUACCUCCAGCUUUACUUCCCGACUGUGACAUUCUUACUGGGAACAGUGGUUUCAUCCCUACUGGAUAUGCAGUGACCUGCCUUGGCAUCAGAGCAGAGGAAGCARUUUGUGCAUCAGGGAAAGCCAUGGCCUUGAGCUUGAAUGUUUCUCACCUCUUCCAAAAGUUCAAACUGUUGGUGCUUGUUACUUUGUUUUUGAUGGUGCUAUGGACAACAUUUAGUUACUUAGUAGACACCAGACAGGAAUUUCCUAAAGCUAAGAGCAUGGUGGAGUUUUUCAGGAAGGUUGCUAGCCUGGAGGACAGUCAAAAGGAAGAGAGGAUUGAAUCCACUGAAGAUGUUCCCAUGGCGAAAUCAUUUGAGGGUCCCUGCCCAGCUCAGUCSCCAUACCUGCGAGGUGCCAGCAAGCUCUCCUUUGAACCAUCUGUUACACUKGAAGAAGUGCAAAAGGAGAACCCUCAGGUAGCCAAGGGCCGGUACCACCCUGUGGAGUGCUCAGCCCUGCAGCACGUGGCCAUCCUUAUCCCUCACCGCAACCGAGAGAAGCAUCUGCUGUACCUCCUGCAGCACCUCCACCCCUUCCUGCAAAGGCAGCAGCUGGACUAUGGCAUCUAUGUCAUUCACCAGGCUGGCAACACCAAAUUUAAUCGAGCUAAACUGCUGAAUGUAGGAUACCUAGAGGCCCUAAAAGAAGCAAACUGGGACUGYUUCAUUUUCCAUGAUGUGGAUCUGGUGCCAGAAAAUGACUUUAACAUUUACAUGUGCGACACACAACCAAAGCACCUUGUAGUUGGCAGAAAUAAUACUGGAUACAGGUUACGGUACAGGGGAUAUUUUGGAGGUGUAACUGCUCUAACAAGAGAUCAGUUUUCCAAAGUGAAUGGAUUCUCUAACAACUACUGGGGUUGGGGUGGAGAAGAUGAUGACCUUCGAAUCAGGGUUGAGAUGCAGAAGAUGAAAGUGGUGAGGCCACCUGCUGAUGUGGCCAGGUACACGAUGAUCUUUCACAACCGUGACCACGGCAACGAGGAGAAUCGAGAGAGGAUGAAGCUCCUCCGUCAGGUCUCCAAAACAUGGAAAACAGAUGGGCUGAAUUCCUGUUCCUAUAAACUGCUCUCAGUGGAACACAACCCGCUGUACAUCAACAUCACRGUGGAUUUCAGUGUGCAGCCCAAGGUCUCAUAGGUGCCAGCACCUCCCAGRUUAUAGAAAAUGGCAACAGAUCUCCUUUGUGGUUGCUGUCAGAGCAGAUGACUUCCAAGCAUCUGCUUGGAARAGUCCUUCAGUAGCACAGGAGAAAGUAAAGCGUUCCUUCACAGCAUCUCACUGAGUGGUUGAGAGUUUCCUUUCCUUGAGAGUCCUUUGUGAGGACUGGAGUUAYGGACUGACUCAAGGGACAGAUCCUUGUGUUCUUCUAUGCACUUUUUGCUGGGACAUUUGAAAGUGUCCUUGUUUGGGCUGAUCCAGUGGAAGGACUUAAACGAAGUCCCUGAAAAAAAGUUUGGUUUUGCAACUAUUUCUAAACUUAUUUGUGGUCUCAUUAAAAGCACAASAAUUCUUCAUGAAUGGCAAACUUAAUGAGAAAAGUUGAUUUUUUUUUCUAGCCUAAGGAAACACUGCUUAUAUGUGAGGGAAGGGCAGUAAUGGUAAUGGGUGUUACAAAUCUCUCAAUAAAUGCAGUUCACUGAACUCUGGAAUGUCUCUCAUCCUUCCAUGGGACCACAGUGUCCCAUGUGGAGGGACUGCUGCUGUGUCCUGUGGCAGUGAUCACAGUGUCAUUCCACAGCAGGAUGCCUGUUAUUCUCCAGGGGUGGCAAAGGAAAGACAGUGGCCAACUGUGUUGGAUGGGGAGAAAUUCUUCUCCAUGUUUUUUAAUGCUUUGGGCCACACUGUUAGCAGAGUGUGUGUUUGUAUACAUAUCCAGGCCAUUAUCAUCUGUGAGUCUUGUUUAACCCAUUUCUUAAAGUCUGUGGAUAACUAUUCCGCUGUACUGCAAAAAUCUUUUUUUUUGUGCAAAAAUCUUGAUCAGAGCACUUACCUUGCUCCAUUAUAUUUAAUUGUCUUUACAUGUUGAUGUGAACCCAGGCUUGGGAGAGUUUCUUUUAGGACAUUUCUCUACAGUUGAAUAGACUGAAACGUUAAAUGUUACUAGUUGUACUGGGAUAUAUGCAGCUUUUCAGGGAUGAAGAAAUUUUUGUAUCUUCAAGUAACAAGCCAAAAUACCCUGUGUCACACUCUCAAAAUAACUGGACCUGGCARGCAGUGCUACAGCCUGACGUGGCAGAGAAAUAAAGUUUACAGCAAGGGCUUGGGCAAACUGUGUCAGUCUCACAGUGAGGUAAGUACAAAUGCAUUCCUGCCAGGGUCACAGCUCCACUGUUGACAUGUUUGACUUAGUUUUCCUCUAGUAUUUAAUUUCUCAGAAGUAUUUUGUGUUGAAGACAGCUCAACCUUGAGUGAUAUUUAAUGUCUGAGCAACAGCUGAAGUACUGGAUUAAUUUCCCUGCUCUGAGCAGGAGGUUAGACUAGGUGAUAGCCUCAGG